UGGAUUUAUUGAGUGGGAGGAGAGGAGGCACAAGGAGACUCAGACAGACCAUGUGAGAGACUGACAGACAGCACACACCGGUGUGAAGAGGGAGCUUUGUGCUGAGCUCCACACGGUUUGGGUACACCUGUCUCUCUGAAUGUUUCCAUUCGGAAUCACUAACUCAAAAGGAAUACAUAUCUGCGCAAGUUCCCACUUCUGUUACAAGGACUGAAAAGGGAAGCAAACUAUCUUUCACUUUGGCUGUCUUUGCUUCCAAGCAGAUCAUUCUCUCAGUCAUUCACUGCUGUGCUGCAUGAAGUAAGCACGGGGUGUGUGUUGAAUCGGAGUGCACUAAACUGAGAUGGGGACGGUGAGCGAACUUUGUGCUUCCAGCUUCCAGGCAUUCAUGUGUCCCACUGUGUGCCCAGCUGCACAAGCAGUGCCAGAUGACCUGACGCCAGAGGAGAAGCAGGAGUUGGAGAAUAUACGACGUCGAAAGCAAGAGCUGCUUGAGGACAUCCAGCGGCUCAAGGAUGAGAUAGCAGAGGUGACGAAUGAGAUCGAGAACCUGGGCUCCACUGAAGAAAGGAAAAACAUGCAAAGGAAUAAACAAGUGGCCAUGGGCCGAAAGAAAUUCAACAUGGAUCCCAAAAAGGGGAUCCAGUUCCUCAUAGAGAAUGACUUGCUGAAGAACACCUGUGAGGAUAUCGCUCAGUUCCUCUAUAAGGGUGAGGGCCUCAACAAAACGGCCAUUGGAGAUUAUCUAGGCGAAAGAGAUGAGUUCAAUAUCGAGGUCCUUCAUGCUUUUGUGGAGCUUCAUGAAUUCACAGAUCUCAACUUGGUCCAGGCACUCAGGCAAUUCUUGUGGAGUUUCCGGUUACCUGGUGAAGCUCAGAAGAUAGACCGCAUGAUGGAGGCUUUUGCACAGCGUUACUGUCAGUGCAACCCUGGUGUCUUUCAGUCCACAGAUACCUGCUAUGUUCUUUCAUUUGCUGUCAUCAUGUUGAACACAAGCUUACACAACCCUAAUGUAAAGGACAAGCCUUCAGCUGAGCGCUUCAUAGCCAUGAACAGAGGCAUCAAUGAUGGGGGAGACCUACCAGAGGACUUGCUCAGGAACCUGUAUGAAAGUAUCAAAAAUGAACCCUUUAAAAUCCCAGAGGAUGAUGGCAACGACCUCACACAUACAUUUUUUAAUCCAGACCGUGAGGGCUGGUUACUGAAAUUGGGAGGAGGACGAGUAAAAACAUGGAAAAGAAGAUGGUUUAUCUUGACCGAUAACUGCCUUUAUUACUUUGAAUACACUACUGAUAAAGAGCCAAGAGGGAUUAUUCCCCUGGAAAAUCUAAGCAUCAGAGAAGUGGAAGAUUCAAAGAAACCAAACUGCUUUGAGCUUUUCAUCCCAGACAAUAAGGAUCAAGUGAUCAAGGCCUGUAAGACUGAGGCAGAUGGUCGGGUGGUGGAGGGAAACCACACAUUCUAUAGAAUUUCAGCCCCAACCAUUGAAGAAAAAGAGGAAUGGAUCAGCAGUAUCAAAGCUGCCAUCAGCAGGGACCCCUUCUAUGAAAUGCUCGCAGCCAGGAAGAAGAAGGUGUCCUCUAUAAAGAGGCAGUAGAUCUUCCUGACCCCUUGAAACUUUGAGGCCCACAUGUAUAUAACUGCUCAAGGUUAAGAGAACACCCAAGUAAGAACUGGCCUGUGAUCUGGCAAAUACAAAUGAAACCUCAAAGCCAUAACUGUGGACUGGCUCAGUCCUACUCAGGAAUGCCCUGGUGUUUAAAGGGGGGGGGGGGGACAUGGGUAACUGCACUGGGAGUUUGUGAGAGCCUUAAGGGCUCGACCCUGCUUUAGGACUGACUUUAUGCUUCUUUAGUAAACAUAAAAACACGCACAAAUCCUAAUUCAGGGAUUUGUAUGUAUUGAAGGAUUCUAGCAUUGCACAACAGAGGCUCUCGAACUACAAAGGUUACAAAAGAAGUGUGUAAAUAGUCUAUCAUUCUAUGUAUAUCUUAAAUCAGCAGGUCUGACUGUACAAGGCAACUGAAUUAAAAGCUGCUGACACAUACUUGUCAGUUUUUGUGUCUGAUACAUGUAGAUGGUAGGAUAAGUAAAUUAUCUGCACAUCCUUCUGAAUAUUUCAUAAGCCACAUUUAAUGACAUUUAAUUUCCGUAAUGACGUUCAAGUGUCUUUUUGCUUGCUUGUAAUUUGCUUUGUGUUUUGCGGUGAUAUUUUAAAGCUUCUUCAAAUGACGAUAUUUGCAUUUCUCAUUUGCCAAAGCUAUUUUUAUAUGCCUUCAUAACUGAUGCAGCGAAUUAUUUGUUUGUUUUUAUACUGAUUUGUCCAGACUAUUGUUCACAAAGCUGAAAUGUCCCAUUCGAACAGUGGCCUUAACAUCCUGUAAUUUACAGUUAAAACAAGACACAAUUUCCAUUUUCUUUAUUUCAACUUGGAACUGUUUAUCUACUUGCCAUUUUUUGUUUUUGUUUGACUUGAUCCACUGAUGCACUUAUCCAGAUUUGCAUUUGCGGCUCGCUCGGCUUGCGUGUUAUUUUUGUACAACAGCACAGUCUGUCAUAUGUUGUUUUUCUUACUUGUGAGAUACCAAUGUUACAUUAUAAAGUGAAUAAUAAUAAUAAUAAUAAUAAUGAUGGGUUGCUUUGUUUAAUGGUUAGCAAGAUAUUUCAGUGUUUAACUUAUUUGUUGAAGUGCACUGAUUUACUAUGAGAAGGCAAUGUUAAUUUAUGUAUGUACUUAAAUUGUAUUUUUAUCUGAAUGUGUUUGUAUAAAAAUAUGGUUUUGAGAAGACCACCAGUUUGAUUUUUCAUUAUUGCUAUGUAAGCUUGAGCUAAAAUAAAACUCCUCCAUUGCAAACAAA
Molecule: messenger RNA, 2858 nt
Organism: Neoarius graeffei (lesser salmon catfish)
Lineage: Eukaryota; Metazoa; Chordata; Actinopteri; Siluriformes; Ariidae
Gene: cyth1b
Product: cytohesin 1b
Exons: 13
Coding region: 344-1597 (417 amino acids)
Biological process (GO): regulation of ARF protein signal transduction
Molecular function (GO): guanyl-nucleotide exchange factor activity
Source: RefSeq, a predicted model, not a curated record